AAGCUUUUAUAUCGAUUUCUUUAAAAGAAGGUAGUAAAUGUUUUUCAAAUAUUUUAUACUAAAGUUUACUAAUUGCAUCACUAGUUACGAUUUACCAAUUUUUGUAUCGGUCAACCCUGCAACAGAUGCCACCUGCCAUCCCUUUAAAUAUGCAGUCAACCCAGGAGUAGUAUAAACGCAGGCAAAGCUGCUGACGCAAACGUAAACAAAGCAAGCAAAUCCGUGAAUGGGAUCGAGUGUGCCCGCACAGCAGAAAAAAAACGUCGUCCACCACUGUGCUGGCAAAACCGUUGAAGUUGACGAGGAAAAAACACAGCAACCGUAACCGCUGUGUGAGCCUAUUUGUUCUUGUCGUAGCAUCUUCCGUUGUACGGUUGUGUGAACGUUCGUAACGUUUUGUUCCUAAAGAUCUGGUGUGCUUGUUAAAACCCCGUGGUACAGUGGAUGCACCGUGGAAUCGGUAUCGGCGAUGGAGAUAGUCGGAGAUGGAAAAAAAUCCCACCCGGAGGGUGAUGGUUUGCUACUAUCAGACGUUCCGGCUAAAGCGGUCGCGCAGGAGAUUAAGCCCACAGGAUCGGUGGUGGACAUUGGGAAGGCUUCCGUUGAGCAGUAUGACGAUACGUCCCUGAAUGCCCGGUUGCUGGACAAGCUUAACGAGCAGUUCGAAAAGCAGAUCCAGCUGGUUGAGACCGAUCGCUUGGACGAUGGCUUCAAGCUUGGUGUGUAUGCCGAAUGGGUAAACAGUUUGCGUACGCUCAACACCGAGCUGGUUCAGUCGUUGCGCGAAAUGCAGGACACCUGCAUGGAACGAAUGCAGCUGAUGCGUGCGGCUUAUCUCAAGGAUUUGGCUCGCUUCGGACCGGACGUACGUCUCAAGCGGUUAGCAAACAUACCGGACACAAAUUCACCCUCUUCCGGUGAGCAAUUUAUAUCGCUUGAGCUUAGCUCCAACUAUCCCAUCGUACCGGCUACGGAUGAGAUGCUGCUUCGGGAGUUGGACGCAAAAACUUGCAUAAUUGAUAAGCAACGAAAUGAAUUGGGUGACCUGCGGAAACAGCUAACUGAUACUGGAUCAAUACUGGAACAGUUGCGCAACAUGACUCAGGAACGGGACAAACAGCUGGAGAAUAAAUGUCAAGAAAUCGGCAUUCUGCAGCAGCAAACAGUCUCACUGAGCAAGCAACUGGAGAAGGUGAAAAUGUCGACAACGGCCUCGAUCGAUAACCGGAGCUUAAUUUCGGAGAUUACCGAUCACCACGAUAAGAUUACGCAGCUGCGAAAGAAGCUGAAGGAGCAGGAAGACAAACUGCGGCAGGCCAACACCGCCAUCCAGUUCCGGGAUGAGGUGAUCGCGCAACAACGACAGGAAAUUAAAUUGUUAAACGAGCAAACGCCAAUUGGUCCACUCCAUGCUGUAGACUCCGGAGACGAUUCGCACAUUAUUGAACAUACAGCGCAAAGCUUCGUAUCCGAUAGCACACGAAUUAUAUUCGAUCAGCUUGGUACGAUACAGCAGGACAGUCAAACGGAAUCCACAUACGUUCAGCUGCUAAAACGUGAACUGGCCGAGCUGCGGGAACAACUGCAGGAGAAAUUGCAUCGGAAAGACUCAACACUGGGAGAAGCGGAAAAGGCGUUGCUGCGGUUAAGGGGUGCCUGUGAGGAACUGCUUCAGAGCACGAGCAAGCUUUCGGGUUGUGGUGACGGUUGGCGGCAGGAUUGUGACGAAAGCGGUACGGCAGGAUGUUUGCUUCGCUUCGAAGACGACGAUGAUCUAAUCGAGGCGAUGCGCGAUCGCUGUGAGGCGUUAUGCCGUCUGCUAACAACAUCCCACAAGGCAAGCUGUACGAUCGAGCAGGAUGAAGGCAUCGGGAGUGCUAGCGCAUCCCGACUAGAACAUUCUGACCCGGUUGGCCAACGAGAGCAUCAGCAGCAGGUGAUGGUGUGCAUUGAGCAGCAAUUGAAACGAUUGUUAGGAGGAAAGGAGCACAGCAACAACAGUGCCAGCGAGUCGCUCAGCUCGCUUUCGCUCGGCCUGGACGAAGGUUGCACCCUGCAAGGACUGAUCGAUGAUCUGAAAAAGGAGAUCGAAUCGAAGGAUCUUGUGUUACGCGAUCGGCACAACGAAAUGGAGCGCUUGCAACAGGAGCUAACCCAUCGUGACCGGCAGUUGAAUCAGUGCCGGGUGCGGCAAGAACUGUUUGACGGUGAAAAAACAUCAUUACUUCAAAAGAUUGCCGACCUGGAAGAAAACGUUGACGAUCAUAGCCGUACGAUCGCGAUGCUAAACACGGAAAAAGUGAAACUCUUGCGUCAAGUGGAAGAUCUCAAGGAAACGCUGCAACAGUACCGGGAUAAUUUGCAGCAGACGAGUGAGGAAAAGGUCGCGAUCGAGGACGAGUGCAAAAAUCUGCUCGUCACCAUCUCUAACCUGCGCGUUGCUCUCGAGGAAACGAAGCGCAAUGGCAGCUCAUCCGUUAGCGUGCUUCAUGAGCUGGUGGAAAACUUGCAGCUAGAGGUGAUCCUUUUAAGUGAGCAGUUGAACGAUGCCUUCAAGGAGGUCUGUAAUAAGAUGUUGAACAGAAUUGACGCUGUUUCUUCUAACCUUUUUUUUGUUGGUGUAAUGAAUACUUAUAUCCAGAACAUAUCAAAGGACAACGAGUUGGACCAAUACCGUGACUCCAAUCUGCAGCUACGAUGUCAGCUGGCUGAGCUGAGCCGGGAGUUUGGCAAUCUGAAGGACAUCUCCGAUGCGGUAGACAUCCGGCAAGAGCUCAAUGAGCAAAAGCAACGUUUGUUUGCGCUGCUGAAAGAUGACGUGAAGUUGCUGCAGGAUCAAAUGAACGGUGUCCGUGGGGAAAUUGUAUCGCGCCAGCAAGAUUUGGGCCAUUUAAGCUACUUCCGGGAAAAGUGUGCCGAGAUGGAGCGUCUGCACGAGUUGGAGAUUAGUCAGCAGCGAAGCAAACAUUCCAAUGAGCUGAAGCAAUUGCGGCGAGAGAUUGAAUCGUUAAGCAAUCAACUGGCUGGUUCUGCUGAUACGACCAAACAACAUGAACAAAUGGUGGAAUCGUUGGCCACUUUGCAGACCACAAUACUGAAGCUGGACGAACAUAAUCGACUUUUGCAGAAGACUAUCCAGUCCUACCAGGAUAAUAGUGUACAGCUCGAGCAACAGUUGGGCGGUACGCAACAUCAACUGGGCACGGUCCGACAGGAGUUGGAGGAGCUCCGGGCACGUAGCGAUGAGCAGGAGAGCAAAAUCGAAAGUUUAAAAACCGACAAAGAACGUAUUUCCGGUGAAUUACUGAUGCAGCGACGAAUGUGCAAGUGUGGCUUCAACACCAACAGUGCGAGCGGAUCGCGUGAACGAGCCAAGGUACCACUAUCCCAUUCGCUGCAGAAACAGCUGGCACAAAAGACACUCGAAGCAACGCGUAUCCAAGAGGAACUGACCCAACGCACCGAGGAGUGGAAACGACGUGAAACAGAGUACGUUAACCAUCGGAUCCGAGCGUCCGAGCAAGCGACUGAACUGAUCGAACAGCUCAGUGAGCUGAAGGGCCGAUUUGGAAAUGUGGAACAGGUGGCCCACAUGAAGGAUGAGCUGAUCGAUCGUUUGCAGCAAAGUUUGCGUGACAUCAACCGGAAGUUAACGAUCAGACAGGAUCAGUUUACCGAGCUGGAAGCGAAGAACGUGAACCUGUCGGAUGCACUGGAACGAGCCAGGCAGGAAGCUUUGUUGUGCGAGAAACGGUGCGCCGAAGAGCUGAGCAAUGCACGACGGUGCUCAAUGGAUCAAAAGAACCAGCUCCAACAAUAUGAACGUCAGAUUAAUCGUUUGCGCGUGGAAGUGGACGCAUUGCGGGAGAAGUGUGACCAAAUUUCAAGUGAGCGUGAUGUGUUGCGUGAUGAAUGUCAGGACCUGCGAGAGCGGUUGGCAAAAUACGAAGGAAAAGAAAGCGCCCUGUGUGAAGUUGUUAAAUCCAAUCAGGACGAACUGGCUAUCAAAGCAUCACGAGUGUUGGAACUAGAAGAAACGAAUCGAAAGUUGUCCCAAAACUAUGAACAAUUGAAAGACUUCCAUGAGGAUCUUAGCAAACAAUAUCGCCUUACUCAGCACGAGCUGGAGCAGCUCCGAGAGUGUUCGAAGAAAUUGUUAGACUUUAAACAGCAAACGCUUUCAACGAAGGAACUGACGCGCAAGAGCGUUACCGAAUGGAAGGAGCGGGAAGCUCAGUACUGUCAGGAGAUCGGUCGAUUGAAGAAGCGAACCGAACUGCUGGAACAGGAUCGAUCGAAGCUGAUCGGCAAACUGAAUGCGUACCAUCGGGACAAUACGAUUCUCGCACGAUGUAUGCAACAAUCGCAACCGCCACAGCAACAGCAACCUCCGUCCCGGCAGCACUCGCCCUACGACGACAAUCGGAGAAGUUAUAAUCUGACGCCCCUUCAUCAAACGUUUUACCCACCGGAUGCGUUCAAAUUGGUUCGUUCAACCAGCGAUCCCAACUGCAACGAGUCGGAUGAAUUGCUACAGAAAGUUGAACUCACAUGCAGCCAAUUGCAACAGAUUAGAAGAUUCUGGCACCAAGGCCUGAAGGAGGUGUUCCCAACCGAUCCUUAGCAGUAAAGAGAGGGUAGUGCGAUUGUGCCCUCGGAAAGCAUGACUUCGUUACACGCACAACACACGUGGGGUUAGCACGGGUACGAAAUCUUACACCAUUUGUUGUUUCAAAAGCAACUGGUAACAUUAAGGUAAGCUAGGGUAGUUCAAUGUUGACUUCCUUUGAAAUCCUUUGUAUGUUGUUCUUGUACGGAUUUUAUAACAAAAAAGAAUAUAUAAGUCGAAAAAAAUGCGGUACUUAUAAAUGCUUUCUUU
Molecule: messenger RNA, 4879 nt
Organism: Anopheles funestus (African malaria mosquito)
Lineage: Eukaryota; Metazoa; Arthropoda; Insecta; Diptera; Culicidae
Product: myosin-16-like
Exons: 17
Coding region: 470-4624 (1384 amino acids)
Source: RefSeq, a predicted model, not a curated record